CUCCCUCUCCAGUUCUAUGGAGUCCCCGCCGGUAUUAGCGAGCACUUUGUGCCUGCUCUUCUGCCUGAGCUCAGUUUUCAGCAUUGGCGUGGACCCUUCGGUGCAGAUUGAUGUGCUGAGCGAGUUGCAGUUGGGGGAUUCUGUGGCUGGAGUGCGGCAAGUUCAGGGACUGCACAACGGCAGCAAAGCUUUCUUCUUCCAAGGAGCUGCAAGAAAUAUAAAAGUAUCUCCAGAGAAAGCUGAACUUUUUUUUCAGAAACUGAGAAAUAAACAUGAAUUUACCAUGUUGGUAUCUCUCAAACAAACUCUCUUAAAUUCAGGUGUUAUUUUUUCUGUUCAUCAUUUAGAUCACAGGUACUUGGAACUAGAAAGCAGCGGCCAUAGAAAUGAAAUUAGAUUGCACUAUCGUUCAGGAAACCAUCGUUCACACACAGAAAAAUUUCCUUACGUUUUGGCAGAUGACAAAUGGCACAGGCUGUCCUUAGCAAUCAGUGCAUCACAUUUGAUUUUGCAUGUAGACUGCAAUAAAAUAUAUGAGAGAGUGGUGGAAAAACCAUAUAUGGAUUUACCAGUUGGCACUACAUUUUGGUUGGGACAAAGGAACAGCGCUCAUGGUUUUUUCAAGGGCAUAAUGCAAGAUGUGCAAUUUCUUAUCAUGCCUCAAGGAUUUAUCUCUCAGUGCCCAGAUCUUAAUCGCACAUGCCCAACGUGUAAUGACUUCCAUGGUCUUGUGCAGAAAAUAAUGGAGCUGCAGGAUAUUUUAGCCAAAACAUCUGCAAAGCUGUCCCGAGCUGAGCAGAGGAUGACUAAGUUGGAUCAGUGCUAUUGUGAAAGAACCUGCACUAUGAAAGGCAUCAGUUACAGAGAAUUUGAAUCUUGGACAGAUGGCUGUAAGAACUGCACUUGCCUGAAUGGUACUAUCCAGUGUGAAACAUUGAUUUGCCCACUUCCUGAUUGUCUUCCUAAUUCUGCACCUGCAUAUGUAGAUGACAAGUGCUGCAAGGAAUGUCAACCAAUCUGUGUGUUUGAAGGCAAAACCUAUUUUGAAGGAGAAAGACAAUCAGUAUAUUUAGACUCAGAGGUCUGUAUUCUGUUUGAAUGCAAGAAUUACAAAAUGCAACGUACAAUGGAGUCAAAUUGUCCUGCUUUGAACUGUCCUGAGUCUGAACAAAUAUCCUUAUCUAAAAGUUGUUGCAAAAUUUGUAAAGGCCACAAUUUUUGCUCUGAAGGACAUAAGUGUUUAGAGAAUUCUUUUUGCCAAAAUGUUGAAGAAAAGUCAGUUUGUAGCUGCCGAGAUGGUUUCCGAGCUCUUCGAGAUGACAGUGCAUACUGUGAAGAUAUUGAUGAAUGUGCUGAAGGGAGGCAUUACUGUCAGGAAAAUACCAUGUGUAUCAACACACCAGGAUCAUUUAUAUGUGUCUGCAAAACAGGUUACAUCAGAAUUGAUGACUAUUCUUGUACAGAGCAUGAUGAAUGCCUCACCAACAAACAGAACUGUGAUGAAAAUGCACUGUGUUUCAAUACUGUAGGAGGACAUAACUGUAUUUGCAAACCAGGUUAUACUGGAAAUGGCACCAUAUGCAAAGCCUUUUGCAAGGAUGGUUGUAGAAAUGGUGGAGUUUGCAUUGCCUCCAAUGUCUGUGCCUGUCCACAAGGAUUUACAGGCUCAAGCUGUGAAUCUGAUAUUGAUGAAUGUUCAGAUGGCUUUGUUCAGUGUGACAGCCGUGCCACCUGUAUUAACCUACCUGGAUGGUACCACUGUGAGUGCAGGGAUGGUUACCACGAUAAUGGCAUGUUUUCAUCUAGUGGAGAAUCAUGUGAAGAUAUUGAUGAAUGUGGAACUGGGAGGCACAGCUGUGCCAAUGACACGAUUUGUUUUAAUUUGGAUGGAGGCUAUGAUUGUCGAUGCCCUCAUGGAAAGAACUGCACAGGAGACUGUAUCCAUGAAGAGAAGAUCAAACACAAUGGACAAAUCUGGGUGUUGGAAAAUGAUAAAUGCUCCAUUUGCUCUUGCCAAACUGGCUAUGUAAUGUGCCGACGGAUGGUCUGUGACUGUGAAAAUCCCACUGUUGAUUUAUUUUGCUGCCCUGAAUGUGAUCCAAGGCUGAAUAGUCAAUGUUUACAUCAAAGUGGGGAGAUUGUAUACAAUAGUGGGGAUACAUGGGUUCAAAACUGUCAACAGUGCCGAUGUUUCCAGGGAGAGGUUGACUGCUGGCCUUUGUCUUGUCCUGAGAUGCACUGUGAAUUCAGCAUACUCCCUGAGAAUGAGUGUUGCCCACAUUGUGUCAUUGAUCCUUGUCAUGCAGACACCAUUAAAAAUGAUAUCACCAAGACUUGUCUGGAUGAAAUUAAUGUAGUCCGAUUCACUGGAUCAUCCUGGAUCAAGCAUGGCACAGAAUGCACUCUCUGCCAAUGCAAGAAUGGGCAUAUUUGCUGCUCUGUAGAUCCACAGUGUCUGCAAGAACUGUGAACACAGUAUCAUAACCCUGGACAAUUUAUGUUAAAGUAUAGGGACUUUAACAUAAGGACUUUCAAACCAAAAAUUAAUAAGCCAAACCUGGAACAACAUUAAUUUGAUACAAUUACAGUGCAGAAAUGCUAUGAAUUGAAUGAGAUGUCUAGUUCCUCAGACUGAAUGAAAUGUGUAUGAUUAGGAAAAAGUUCAGAUGUAUAAAUCUAUGUUUUGAUGUGAGGUUCAAGUUCUGGUUUAUGUUUGUGUUUGACAUCAUUAUGAUACUGGACUACUUAAAAAAAUGACAUGCAAAUAAAGAUGUCAAAAUCUUCAAGAAGGGAAAUGCUUACUAAAGUUUUGAAACUGCACCUCAUAUAUGGCCAAAAUAUAUAUUUUAAUAUAACUUCUCUUGUCUAUAUCAAUUUGUUUGAUUGAUAACUGUAAGAAUCCCGAAAGUUAUAUAAAAGGGUAUUGUUUGGAAACACAUAAUUUUUUUGCAAUGUAUCUACAGCUAUGAAAAAAUCCUUUAACUGUAAAAAUAAUGCAUGAUUGCAUAAUGUUUUCUUAUGAAAAAACCAUCUGUAUUUCCUCAUUUGAUUGCAUUUCUUGAUUGAAUUUGUCCAGU
Molecule: messenger RNA, 3077 nt
Organism: Pseudonaja textilis
Lineage: Eukaryota; Metazoa; Chordata; Lepidosauria; Squamata; Elapidae
Gene: NELL2
Product: neural EGFL like 2
Cellular component (GO): cytoplasm
Molecular function (GO): heparin binding; protein kinase C binding; calcium ion binding
Source: RefSeq, a predicted model, not a curated record